AUGCCUCCAACGCCGAGGACCACGAGCCUAGCCGCCGAAACCACACGACCUUACCGGUCGCAAAAACGGCAUCGGCCAUGCGACCGUUGCCGAGAGAUGAAGCUGAAAUGCCAGACAGAGGGCGAGCCACCGUGUCGAAGGUGUCAACAAAGUGAUGUCGAAUGCACAUACGUUGGAAGACCCCAUAAGCGAUCACUGGCUCAGAAGCACAGCGCGAGACAGAACUCAUCGCCAAGACAACUGGAUCGCGCUUCUUCCUCUGUACGAGAUGUGACUGAUGCGGUGGACGACCUGCCGAGUGCUGCAAUUGCAGUCGGUGAGGCUGCUGCUUCUGCUCAGAACCAGCCUUUCAUCGCGUUCAGUCAGACCGCUGAUGUUUCCCCUUCCGCUGGUGGACAGCCUGACCGGCCUACGACUCAGAUCUCUCAGAGUCUUGAUAAUAUGGACGGUCAUAGUGCUAUGCUCCUCGGAAGCUCUUCAGGGUCAGAUCCCUGGCUGCUUCGUCACUUUCGGUUCGAUGAACUGGGCUUGCGGAGCUUCCACAAGUUGCAUGUCCGAAAUGCUGGUGGCGUGCCGACGGCGGACAAGAUUCCGGUGCAUUUUCUGCUCAGUACAGACGCUCUAUACCAAAGUUCAAACGCCGGAUUAAAGGCCAUAGAGUUGCGGAGGCGACUAGACUGUUUGGUGCCGCAGUCCGCAGGGGCUCGGCUUGUUCGUCUAUUUCACAAGUAUGUCUUCAAGAUGCUUCCCAUAGUUUCUCGGACGACAAUGGGUUUGGCAUCGCAGGAUGCCCUCCCUCAGGCAGACAUCCUAACAGAAACACCGACGCAUCUUUUGGCCGCUUUAUAUGGCUCGGCUAUCCCGUUCGCCCACCAAGACGAUCAUUUGGUAGCCCUUUUGACUUGUGACCACAUCAACCUGGACGAAGUCUGGGAGAUUUGUUAUGCAAGCAUGCAAGAGGAAAUUUGCAAGCCCCAUCUGCAUGUUCUUCAAGCUGCAAUCUUGUAUCUUCAUCGGAACCAUGAGAGUCCGCGGCAGUCUGCUGUAACGGAUACGGCGUCUAUUUGGCCAUUCAUGGGAACAGUUGUGGGACUAGCACAUAAUCUAGGCCUACAUUUGGAGUGUCGUAUGAUGGGUUUUCCUGCUCAGGAGAAGAGACUCCGCCGAAGAUUGUGGUGGGCAGUCUUUAUACAAGACAAAUUCCUCUCUCUCCAUACAGGACGGCCUCCUUACAUUCGGAACGAUGAAUGGGAUGUCGGCGAGCUCGUCAACUUCGACUUUUUACCAUGGAACGAGAUGGAUACUUCGAAGGCGUCUGCAUUUCGGGACCUGGCCAGACUAUCACUGAUCGCAGAGAAACUACAGACGGACUUAUACUCUUUGAAGUCCUGCCAGAAAUUGGCGGAGAACCUGCCAGAUUCUAUUCAAGCUGCGCGGCCGAUCUUCGAUGCCUUACAUCAAUGGCGGGCCUCCGUCUCGAUACCAGAGACAUUUCCUGAGUCAAGAAUCUCACUGGACGACAAUCAGGAUUCGUACCCUGCUUGCAUCUCACUCGCAUACCUUUCCUUGGUAGCGUAUACGUGGCGAGCCCUCCUUCGUCCCACAGUCCGAUCUGCCCCUCCGCCGCAGAUCAUCGAUGUCGACGCCGAGCCCCAGACCUUUCCAGAUACGGGGUUUCUGUUUGAGGACCUGAGCUGGAAUUUCUCCGACUUUCCAGAGUUGGAGUUGCAACUAGAGGACGGCGCUCCAGACUCGAGUGCAACGAUCAAGGAGCUUCACCAAGCGGCGCAGACCUGGGCGGAAACGAUGGUUAAGUUUACUCUCUAUCUUACUUCAAGCGACUUCAGCCUCUUUUGGUACUCGUGGUCCAAAUUCAGUUUAGUAGUGGCCUCCAAUUUCUUCAUGUUGUUACUUGUUCAGGCCCCCAGUGCUGAAACUGGCGUGCGAGCCAGAGAAUUACUUCAGAGAUGGCGUCAGGUUGUCAGAGAUCAUGCCAAGGUCUCUCCACUGUUCCUCUUAACUGCAACAGAGUUGGGCCAGGUCUAUCAAACAGGCAUUUCUGAAACGUUUUGUCUGCCAUCUCAUGUACAAAGCAUUUUGUGA
This is a messenger RNA of Colletotrichum gloeosporioides, 2103 nucleotides long. Its product is annotated as putative transcriptional regulatory protein. The transcript is spliced from 4 exons. Gene Ontology annotation, cellular component: nucleus. The coding region runs from base 1 to 2103 and encodes 700 amino acids. Gene Ontology annotation, molecular function: zinc ion binding; DNA binding; DNA-binding transcription factor activity, RNA polymerase II-specific. Gene Ontology annotation, biological process: DNA-templated transcription. Lineage: Eukaryota; Fungi; Ascomycota; Sordariomycetes; Glomerellales; Glomerellaceae. The record is from RefSeq and is a predicted model, not a curated record.